Molecule: messenger RNA, 1718 nt
Organism: Triticum aestivum (bread wheat)
Lineage: Eukaryota; Viridiplantae; Streptophyta; Magnoliopsida; Poales; Poaceae
Product: transcription factor BHLH156
Exons: 3
Coding region: 68-1087 (339 amino acids)
Biological process (GO): regulation of DNA-templated transcription
Cellular component (GO): nucleus
Molecular function (GO): protein dimerization activity; sequence-specific DNA binding; DNA-binding transcription factor activity
Source: RefSeq, a predicted model, not a curated record
CCGGAGCUCUCGCCUUGCCUCAAUCACUUUACCAAGAUAACCCACCACCGGCCGUACCCAAUCGGUAAUGGAGCACCACCAGCGGCUGCUGCAUUUGUCGCCACACCAAGAGCACCUCAUGAUCGGCCCGGGGUUCUUCGACGUUGACCCGAUGCACUUCCACGGCGACGACGCCGGCUUCGCGGUGCAGCCGGCCGCUGACGAUGGCGCCUGGAUGGAGGACCUCAUGCAUCUCGGCGACGAGCUGUUCGGCGGUGGAGGUGGCGGCGGCGCCGGGGACGACAACGACAUGGUGGGCGCUGCUGCUGCUGACCAGGCAUGGCGGCAGGAAUGCGAGGGCGCGUCCCCGGACGACCACCCCUGCAGCUACGACGACGUGAUCAGCCCUGUCUCCGGGGAGCAAGGCGCGGGCUUCGAGCCCAGCCGCGACGACAGCGACCUGUCGGGGACGAGGAAGAGGCGGGACCGCUCCAAGACCAUCGUGUCGGAGCGCAAGAGGAGGUUCCGGAUGAAGGAGAAGCUAUACGAGCUCAGGGCUCUCGUCCCCAACAUCACAAAGAUGGACAAGGCUUCCAUCAUCGCCGACGCAGUGGCGUACGUCAAGAACCUGCAGUCGCACGCCAGGAAGCUCAAGGAGGACGUGGCGACGCUCGAGGCGCGGCCGGGGUUGGCCGGCCGGCGGCAGCAGCAGCAGCAGCAGAAGCAGGGCCGGCGGCAGGGGCAGCACGGCCGCAACGGCGGCGACGACGAGGGGAACAGCGGCAGCUCCAGAGGGGGCGGCGGCGCGCGGGUGACGCUAGUGAGCGCGGCCCAGGUGGGCGAGGGCCGGUUCUUCGUGACGGUGGAGUGCGAGCGGCGGGACGGCGUGGCGGCGCCUCUGUGCGCGGCCGUCGAGGCCCUGGCCGGCUUCCUGGUGGAGAGCUCCAACCUCGGCUGCUCGUCGGACCGCGUCGUGUCAACUCUCACACUCAAGGUUUGUGAAACAAGGGAGGACGUGAUGAUCAGCGAUCGCACGGUGAAGCUGUGGGUGAUGGCGGCGCUGCUCAGCGAGGGCUUCCGGCCAGAAGCCACGUCGGAGAUCUGCUAAGCCAGCCAGCCAGCUGUCGUCAUUCCAUGUGUUGUUAGUAGUGUGGCGUGUGGCGUGUCCUCUGGUUUGUCCCUGUCCGUCCGAUCCGUAACAGAUGGCUGCUCAAGGUCAAGGAUACAGAAAGUGGCCGAGUUGUGUACCGCUGCUGUGCUUCAGUCGACCAGGGCCGUCGCCCGGCCCGCAUGGCUGCUCAAACGGCGCCGUUAAAUGUAUGAAGCAAUUGACGGUAACAAACGCUAGCUAUGGCCGCCUGUGAUGCACUAUCUUUCAACUAUGCCGUGCCAUGAACAGACACUCGUACACAUUUUUGCCCGUGGUAUAUAUGCAGUGCACGCAAGAAGAAUUAGCACUGGCAUAUACCACUACUACUACUGUACCCAGUUACACUCACUCUGUAACUCGUUUGCUCGCAUUCAAGCACGUACGCAUCGUCAAGUACUCGAUCGAGACUGUGACACAGAUUAUAAACUAGGACUGCAAAGUUCACUUUGGUAGGGACUCAAUAGUAAGGGUAAGCGAAUAAGUAGGUUCUGUCUUUUAUAAUUUCCAUGUUGUAACUUCCUGGUUCUGACUUCUGAGUUAUAUUAGCCCUUGUAUAAUGCAGAGCAUUUUUUAACACGGUAUAAACACA